AGGAAGACUGCUGAUUUAUACUGUGUAUGAUUGAAAAUAUGAAGAUGAUAGUUACUGUUCUUUAUAUGAUUCUUCUGAACACCGUACUUGAGAUUGACGAAGUAGAAUUGGCAACUUGUUCUGGUUCAAAUCGACACAACUGCUUAUUGAGUCUUCCGAAAACAGUGAAUGAGUGCGAAAAACAACCAUUAUGCAGUUGGUGCCGAAACCAGAGAAAUACGUUAAAAUGUCAAACUGACGACCUUUCAUGUAUUGUACCUGACCACGAGGAAAUACCAGGAGUUAUAACUCAAUAUGUUUGCGAAGUUCUAGGUGGUGUUUUUUGCAAGGGUGACCAAUCAUGCAAAUGUGUUUAUCCCGAACCAGUUCGUUCUGUCUGCGUAAAGAAAAAAAGCAAUCCUGAGUGCCGUGACAGUAGAGGGAAUUCCAUUAUAUUUGAAAAUAUGUGUCAUCGGUACGGCUGUGUUUGGUGCCCUUUUGGCACAAGACCUAAAAAACAUGCAGGGAGAUGUUUCCAAAAACCAGCUGCUUUUACGACAUGCAGCAGCAGUUCCGGUUGUUGCAGAGAUCAAAAUUGUCUGUCGGGACCAUUUUCUGAAGUUACUGAAUGUGAACGUAAGGGUUGCCAUAUUUGUGCGGACGACAAUGACAAUAUUUUAUGUAAUUUCGGGUCUCCUCCACCUCCUUCAAUGCAGUGUUCUGGUUCUAGUGAUAAUCGAUUCAAUUGUUUGGUUGGCCGAGACAAGACACUUUUCAACUGCCUCGCAAACCCUUUUUGCAACUGGUGCCCGGAUCUGACCAACAUGCGGAAAUGUCAAACAACAAACCGUGCCUGCAUAACACCCGAUCACGAAGAGGUUGCUGGUGGACACAAUACUAAAGCAUCAUGCCAGGCAAAUGGUGGAGUGUUCUGUGACGGAGAUCGAAAAACUAAAUGUGUUUACCCGGAACGUAUUCGUUCAAUCUGCUUGAAAAAACACACAAACCAAUUGACGGAGUGUACAAAUGUUGCUGCAAGAGCAUCUGAGAUACUUUGUCAUCGGGCCAAAUGCGUGUGGUGUCCUGCUAACAUAUAUCCAACAAAGCACCGAAAUAAGUGUUUCGAGAGACCACCAAGAGUGGGUUGUGGACGUGAGACAUGCUGUCGAGAGUUCACGUGUCUCUCUGGCCCUAAUCCAAAUCCAGAUCUAUGUAAGGCUAAGGGUUGCCACAUCUGCACGGACAAGAAUGGCGAUGACCUGUGUAAUUUCGGAGAAGCACCUCCACCUACGACGACUACUUCAACUACGACUACUCCAACUACUACGACUCCCACUACAACUACUCCCACUACAACUACUCCCACUACAACUACUCCCACUACAACUACUCCUACCACGACUACUCCAACUACGACUACUCCCACUACAACUACUCCUACCACGACUACUCCAACUACGACUACUCCCACUACCACUACUCCUACCACGACUACUCCCACUACGACUACACCUCAUCCUGACAACUGCAAAGUAAUCGAGAACAGUGAGGACUGUUUUUCUGAUACAACUGCAUCUCCUAGCGAAACAAUAUGUAUGGAAAUGGGAUGUACUUGGUGCCGGAAUCCUGAAACAGCAAUAUAUAUUUGCAGACGAGAAUCGUUUCCGGAUACCUGCACUUCAAAUAUUCUAUGUCCUACUCCGAAUUUGGACACAUUCCCAAAAUGUAAAUCUCGCGGCUGCGAGUGGUGUGGCUCUGAAACCUCAUUCGCCGAUUGCCAAGCCUCAACCUAUUGCACUACUUGUGAUUGUGAGGACCGUGUCAACUGUCAUGCUGGAUCGGCCGCUGCGUGCGAGGAAAAACUAUGCUUGUGGUGUCCAGCAGCAACUGAUUUUAAAUGCAUGAACUUGGAUUCGGAAGGAAUAACUACCCCAGGAGUAUGGACUCUGUGUUCACGGACAUGUGGAACUGGAUCCCAGUGGCAAUACGAUCCAAAUUGCAAUUUAGAAAGUUUUUAUAUGUGUCCGAGAAUACAUAGGUUAUGUAACGUAGACGUCAUUUGUCCUCCAUUUGAGUUUUGCGAUAAUGGUCAUAGACCAAGGCAUGUGGAUGGCGGAGCAUGUUGUGAAGACCACACUUUGGAUUGUGGAAGAAAUCCUUACAACACAGGUGGAAAACGACGAAAGAAAAGGGUCGUCGGAGGAACGAAUAUAAAUACAAUUGAAAACCAACCCUGGCUGGUCGUUAUAUAUAUCGAAGAAACGCAGAAAUGUACGGGAACAUUGGUUUCAAAUAUGCACGUUAUUACCCACGAAUCAUGUAUUAGCGGGAAACUUCCAGCAGAUAUUGUAGUCAACCUUGAGCAGUAUGACAGGGCUAGCCCCCCAACAAACCAGAAAAAUGUGGCAUCGUUGUUUACCCAAGGUGAUAUCGGACUGAUAGUGUUGGAUGCACCUGCUGUCACGAUCACUACUACAGUUCACCCUCUUUGUCUACCCGGAGGUGAAUUCCCCAAAAUUGAUACGGAUUGUAUUAUAGCUGGAUGGGGGAUAACUGACCCAGCUACAACUGAUUGUACGUCCCAAGCACACGAAGCAACGGUACGCACAUUGCCAUGGGGCCUAUGCGAACAAGCCUGGGCUGGGAGUGGAGUUAGCGAUGCCGAUAAGUAUUUUUGCGCCGGUAAUCCAGAAGUAGGAGGACCAGAUGCUUGUACGGGUGAUAAAGGCGGGCCAUUGAUGUGCCAAAGAUGCGAAAACUGUGGAUGGUUUCUAGCUGGUGUCGCUACCCCUUAUAUUGGAUGUGGGGAAGUUAUGAAGCCUACUGUUUACGCCAGAGUGGACGCUGUUGAGCAAUGGCUCGUGAAUAAUAUGGCUGUACCAGUUUUAGAUCCCGGACCAUAUUCUUGUUAAUAUGUCUAAUAAUAAACGGAGGCCCGAGUAUAAAAUUGAUAUCAUUUCAUCUUCAAUUGGCGACUUCCAAUUUAAAAUAAUAUACAAAUGAUAUGCAGGUAGCUUAUGCAGCCUAUAUUUUUGUUUGAAAUUUUUAGCCAGUGAUUUAUGAUGAAUUUACUUAGUUUUUUACUAAAUCUGUUUUCGG
Molecule: messenger RNA, 3078 nt
Organism: Styela clava
Lineage: Eukaryota; Metazoa; Chordata; Ascidiacea; Stolidobranchia; Styelidae
Biological process (GO): proteolysis
Molecular function (GO): serine-type endopeptidase activity
Source: RefSeq, a predicted model, not a curated record